Messenger RNA from Aspergillus welwitschiae, 640 nucleotides. RefSeq lists its product as uncharacterized. The transcript has a single exon. The coding region runs from base 254 to 487 and encodes 77 amino acids. The record is from RefSeq and is a predicted model, not a curated record. Lineage: Eukaryota; Fungi; Ascomycota; Eurotiomycetes; Eurotiales; Aspergillaceae.
GUUGGAUCUCAGCUCGUGGGGCCAGAUUGAUGCACGCUACAGCUACGGUCCGCCAUGAUCGACUGCUAGAGGCCAGGAGACCCUGGCUAAAGAGAAGGUGGUCCAGCCAGCCAGUCAGCCGGCCAACCUUCUGGCCCUGGGAGGAUACAUCGAGUGAGAUAUGCAUGGUAGUUGCAGAAGGCCGAACUAUCGACCAAUGUGAAUGCCAGACCGGUUGAUUAACUGGCCCCAGAGCAGAGCUGACUAGUCAAAAAUGGUCUUGCCUCAGGUAUUCAUCGCACCCAUUUUAAAAAUAUCUGGGACAAUAACAGUGGGCGAAUCAAAUCCCCCUUCCAGGCUUCAGUCAUUGAUGGUCCAUGGAUUUCCGCCUCCACCUCUGUGUUUUCUCGGCAAACGCUCGGCGCACGACCAACUUUCACCGAGCCACGGUCAACAUAAUCGAAAAAAAGCGCUCGGAGUACCCAGGACAUAUUAUAUUAAUGAAUGAUAACCACUAGUCGCUGAUAAGUUGUCGGAUAUCCCCGCCGGGCAGGGCGAGAUAAAAAAAAAGUAAUUAGAAAGAAGAAAAGAAAAUUGCAGCUGAAGACCUUUAUAUGAGUGAUAUUGAAUCCUCUAGGCGUUUCUCCACUGGGAAUAAGCA